This is a messenger RNA of Alternaria novae-zelandiae, 2565 nucleotides long. RefSeq lists its product as uncharacterized. The record is from RefSeq and is a predicted model, not a curated record. NCBI's taxonomy places the organism in Eukaryota, Fungi, Ascomycota, Dothideomycetes, Pleosporales, Pleosporaceae. Gene Ontology annotation, biological process: transmembrane transport; metal ion transport. Gene Ontology annotation, molecular function: metal ion transmembrane transporter activity. Gene Ontology annotation, cellular component: membrane. Bases 1 to 2565 code for a protein of 854 amino acids. The transcript has 5 exons.
AUGCUGAAAAGCGAAGAGCCACCGAUUGGAUCGUGGCUCUGUGCUAAUGGCAAAUAUCGCGACUAUAUCGAGGCCUUGAGCGGGUCCAAUCCUGGCCUGAAGAAGGCCGAUCCAAACAACAAGGAUGAGCCACUGAAAUAUGGCAACGCGCUCGUCGCGCUUUUAGACGCUCCUCCUACUGGGGCAUCUGGUUUCACAACGACUGAAUUCAGAGGCGAGAAAGAGCUUGUUAAGCACUUUGAAUCCGCGGGGCACAACCACAACCGUCGGCGCAUUUAUAUCAUGGAGGGUCUGGCACCUGAUUUUGUCGCAGCCGUCGGCGGUCACUUUUUCAUGGAUCCUUCAUUCUUCCAGCGGCAAGAGAGGACAUGUGUCUGGAGUAACGACUUUACACCAGUGAGCGAUGCGUUGCCCCAACCUAGCUUGCUUGACCCACGGCAAGCUUUCCAGCUCCAGUAUUGCGAGUUGCGACAGUUCAACAAGGCGCUCGAGAACCGCUAUUUCUUCUGCGAGCGAACGCGACGGCAUGUGGGCAUGACAGCAUCCCGUCAGAAGGAGAACAGUACGAUCGGAAUACUACGUCGCAAAGUCGGGUGGUGGUCUCGCCAAACCGAGAACGGCGGCUGGGAUGUGGUCAUAUUGUGUGAUCCCCAGCUGCUUCAUCUAAGUCCUCCGCCCAAAGAAGUCGAUCCCGACGACAACACACUUCGUCCAAUCGCCAAUGUACGCGACGAACUUCAAAACACGCCGUUUCAGGAAGGCUAUGUUGACUUCAUCCCGCCCGUCCCUCAUCAUCAAAUACAUAGCAAGACGCAACAUCCGCAUACGUCAAUGCUGCGCGACCUCCUCCACUACUACCAGCAACACUCUGAUCUGUUCUCCGAAGACGAGUGGGCUACGCCCAAUACAUCAGCAAUCUUCCUCAAGAAGAUAGUCGCUGCGCACUACCUCCAGCUUGUCGAUUACAUCAAAGCAAUGCUGCCUUCGUUGGAGCUUCGUCUAACUACCGCAUGGGUUGAAGAGCAGGGUCAAUGGAAGAGCUUGCAGACUAUUUCACGUCGGUGCGGCAACUAUCGCGACGAUCUUGAAGAUGCAUUACUCAGUCUCGACUAUUCGCUAGAUGGGCAGAUCAACAAGUCCGUCAGGUUGCAUGCGCACACGUGGAAGGACUGCGAGAAGGAUUUCCAAUACGUCUACUUCCGUCUCAAGAUCCUUAAAGAAAGGGCCGAUAAUCUGAUCCAAGCCAUGACUGGACUGGCAUCGAUCGCGGGUAAUCGUCAGAACUUGGAGGAGGCCAAGCGCGUGAAACGACUCAAUCUUCUCGCCCUGCUCUUUAUUCCCUUGGCGUACACGAGCAGCUUGUUCAGUAUGCAAGACAACUACGCACCGAACCGAAGUGAAUUCUGGGUCUAUUGGGUCAGCGCCAUCGGAGUCGUCGCAUUCACCGCUGUCAUCACGUGGAUCCUGGACAAUGCUCUGAACGACGAAGCGCAGUGGACCUGGAAACCGAUCACCUUCCUCAAAUUCUGGGGCGUCAACGAGCAACAGCCCCAACCCGGAAAAAUCCCUCCUGAACCUGGACUGUUCAAGGCCAUCUUCUUCAACGCCAGAAAGACCGCGCCCGAAUGGGUAUGGGUGAGGAUGACGUCUCAGUCCGGCAAUGAGGGGUUUGCCCUGCAAUACCAUCUGAUGCCAGAUGACCAGAGCAAGGGACUCGUCAACUGCGGGAACUCAUCCUACAACUGCGUUUUGAAACGCUCGCACGAUACUAUCCACAUGCUUGGCUGCCUUGAAGCCUGCCCAGCUUUACCAGAUCAACUAUGCCUGACUGGCGUCCGAAACAAGAGCAUGGGAAAUAUUGCGCCCGAGCUACUAGGAUGCUGCAAAGGUAGUAUACUCUUCGUCGGCCAUCGCGCACAUCUCGACAUGACAAGUUUACGGCAUAUCAUCGACAUGAUGCACAUGGAGUACGACAAAUCACUCCGCCAACUUGGAGACAAAAGAAAAGGCUACAUCCCUGGCGUCCGCAUCAACUGCAUCGGUGAUCGGCUGAUCAGUGAUCGUCCGACACUCGAGGCUUGCAAAGUCACCGACGGCUUCUACGAAAAGGACGAGAAUCUCCUCAUGUGGAUCGCGUCCAAACUCGGUAUCGAUCUUUUCGCUCGCACUAUUCCCCCAGCGCUACCCUGGAGAAACCGUAGCGGUGGUUACAAAGGCUUGAACCAUGCUUGGAACUUCGGCUUCGCUCAACUCAACCCUUCUGAGUGGGCGGCUAGCUUGGGUAGUGUCUACGUCGCGAGGAAAGACAAGAAGCCAUUGUUUGUCGCUCACAUUGCGGCUCUGAUGGCAUAUCUAUACUCCAUCGGUAGUGGGCAAGUUCAAGAGAUCCUAGACAGCAAGGAGCCGUGGAACCUAGCCCUCAAGUUCGACGAGGCUUUCGAGAUGCACAAUGACGUCUUACUUGAAAAAGCUUCUAGAGCGGGUUUCGAGCGGUUUUGGAUCAAGUGGAUGGAGGAAGAAGGGCGAUGGAAGUAUGGGGAUGUCUCUUCACCGUAUGCGGUCUAG